CUUCUUCUCCUUCUCGACUCUUCCUCCCGACAGCCCCCUCCAAGCCCCUCUAGCCACCAACUCAAUUCUUUGAGAAAAUUGGUGACCAAACUUGGGAUUUUCUCCUUCUUUUCUUGAUAAGUAACGAGAUUUGGGGCUUAGAAUCUUCCCUCUCAACCCAGAAAUCCCGGAUCUGCUCUGCUUCUUCCUCCCUUGUCCGUCUGGUUCUACUGGGUUUGAAUCCUUCGGCUUUUUCUGUUUGCCGUGAGUUUCCCCCCUGGAUCCCGUCGGCUUCCUCACCAGCCAAGCUCAGGUUCUGCUGGCUGGAAUUCUGGUUUCCGAUCGUUCAGUCAGUUAGCACUGAGAUUGAGUGCUCGAUUUUAUGCGAGUGAAAUUGAUUGUGAAAUUCGGGUUUUUCUGUAAACUCUGCAUGGUUUUGUCUCGGAUAUAGUCAUGAUUACUGAUUACUGUGCCCGCUAGUGGGAGGUUUAUAAACGCUAGCACAUGUCGACAUGUAUUUCUGUAGAACCGGUUCACCCUACCAAUGGGGUUAAACAUUGGUAAUUACUGUCGCCUGCCAGUGGGAGUUGUAAACACUGGCACCAUUACUGACGCCUGCCAGUGGGAGUUGUUAAGCACUGGCACUUUUGUAACCUUGCCUAUGGGGUUAAACAUUGGCAACUACUAUGCCCGCCAGUGGGAGGUUUAUAAACGCUGGCCAUGACUUAUAGAUGAGACUACUGAACUGAGUUUUCUUCUGCAUUGACGGUUUGUCAUGAAACGUUUUGUUAUUGAACUGAAUCUGAUUUUGCAUUGACGAGUUGUCAUUGAAUGCUUUGCAAUUAACUGAAUUUGAUUUUGUCACUGAGCGUUUUGGUUAUAUUAAACUGUUUAUCUGGCGUGCUUAAAAGUUUUACCCAAGGGCUAUCCAUAUUUACUUGCUGAGUUAUCUCAUAGUUUUCCUUGUCCACCAUUUCAGGAAACGAAACUGAGGACGGGGAAACCAAGGGGAGUGACGAGUUAGAAGGCUAGCCACUUGUAAUUGAUUUGAGUUAUUGGAUGGUCAGAUGUGAUUUGGAUAAGUUCCGAGCCUUGUGCAUUUGUGGGACCCUCUCACGAGUGCACGGCGUUUGUCGCGCCUCGGAUUCGGGUUCUGGGGCGUGACAGUUAAUAUUAGGGUUUUAUUAGAACUAAAAUUGGAUUAAAACUAUCAACUGUCAAACAAAAGGAAACUGCCUCAGAUAUGGAGCACCCAUUAUCCAUAUAUGGUGGGAGAGGGCCAAUAAUCACGAAGAAAGGAUGCUAGCAUUGAAGAAAAGGAAAACAGAAGGAAAACCAACACACACACAGAUGGCCUACCCCUGUAGAAAAAUUGGCCACCGUGUAUGCAUUUUGAAUUUUUAGACUUUUUCUUCCAAAUUUCAGCGUAAUUUCCAUAUUAGAAUGCAAGAUCCAUUUUUGUUCAUAGCUUUAGUUUAGGUUUUUCCAUCCUUGUUUGUAUUUUCCUUCAAAGAUUGCAACUUUUGUUAAUUUUUAUGGACUUGGAAGCAAUUUAGCCUUGUAAAUGGGUCUACCUCAUUGAUUCUGAAUCUUUUUAUUCUCCAUAGUCCUCUUCUUUGGAUGUAUUAGCAUUAACCUCAACUUUUGUAACGCCUUCUGAAUGUAGUUGAAGUGAUUGGUUUGCACUUACAUUUCUAGCCAAUGAAGAGCCUUGCAUUAU
Messenger RNA from Rubroshorea leprosula, 1699 nucleotides. Lineage: Eukaryota; Viridiplantae; Streptophyta; Magnoliopsida; Malvales; Dipterocarpaceae. The record is from the annotation of a GenBank genome assembly.